AACCUUUUUAAAACCUCUACCCCAUUUCUGUUGAUAAGUCUUCCUGUCGAGAUUGUUGAAAGUCGUAAUUUUUUAUUAAACAAAUUUUGAAUUAUUUUAACAUUUUCAAUUAUACGAAUAAAUACAAAUUAAACGGAAGUUUGUGGGGUUGAAAACAGGUCGAAGUGGCGAUUGGAAAUGAUCGUUUGGCUGGUUGUGCUCGUCCUGGUGGGCAGGGCGACGUCGGAUGUUCGGUCGACAAACCUCUGCGUCCUCAAUGACGUCAAAAAUGCCGAAAAGAUGAAAAUGAUGAACGAAAUCAACCUGCUCAACAACGAAAGGUUUGUCGUAACAUCAAAUGAUUACACAUACGUUGUCACUAUGUGCAACUCUGCUUCAAAGGAGGCGGAAGGUAACGCUAAUGUUAUAAGGACAAAGGUUCCGGAGCAUAACGUCACCGUACUUGGCCGGUACAACAACACAGACAUCGUCGGAAGGGACGAAUGGCGCAUAAUGACCUUCGCAGAUGGUGAUGUGAUCCGCGAAAGCUCAACGUGCAACGGUACUAAGUGGAAAACGCUUGUCAUACUCACGUGCGACCCUGACGUCUCAAUGCUUGAACUGAUUGACCCAUUAAACGUCGGCUGCGUCUCCAUCUUCCUUCUCAAGACAAGCAUUGUCUGCCAUCCUUCUCAGAGCGUCGGAGUUAUCAUAUUUUAUCUGUUAGAUUUUAUACCUUUUUAUCAAAGUUCUGGUUUUAAUAUUGUGCUAUUUCCUUAUCGGGAUGGCUUACAAACGAUUUGUGACGGGCGCCAAAGGUCUUGAGCAGAUACCAAACUACAACUUUUGGCGGGACCCCACCGCCUGGGCACAGGAUUUAAUCGGGAAGCAGGAAAGGCGCAGCGAGCCAUGGCAGCGUGUCAGCGCCGACGCAGCUGAUGAGCCUCUCCUCCACCCAUAGCCCGCGGCCCAGCAGGCCUAGGAGGAGGAGCCCGAGGGGGAGACGGCGGUUCUACCUGUCAGUUCAACAUGCAUCGAAGUAAACAGGGCACAGCUUCAGAACCGGUUCACGACCGUCUUCCUCAACUAACCAAUCCCCGAAAGGCGGAAAAAAAAUCUAUGUUCGUUAAAAAGUCUAGUCUCCGCCUUUAAACCAAAAAAAUAUCGAGAAAUAAUAGAAAGUUGAGGGAAGGGUAAACAAGUUAUUUUUUAUAAAAUUUUCAAGAUUUUUGAAGUAAAUCAGAAAUUUGCCUAAAAUCUGAAGUUUAGCCAAUUUUUGGAACUUUUUAAGUGUAAUUUUCCCCUUGAAACGUUACCAAAGCGUCCAGAUUAAAAAUAAAAAUAAUAAUAUUUUUAUAAAUGACUUAGUGGGAGUAUAAACAAUAUAGCGUACCGUUGGCGAUGUUUUUGCUUAGAAAAACAAACCUAACACAUCGGCAUUUUUAUUAUUAUUGUUUCUGUGUCAUAAUGUGUAUAAAUACAUGAGUCAUUAUAUUAA
Molecule: messenger RNA, 1477 nt
Organism: Cimex lectularius (bed bug)
Lineage: Eukaryota; Metazoa; Arthropoda; Insecta; Hemiptera; Cimicidae
Product: cation-dependent mannose-6-phosphate receptor-like
Exons: 6
Coding region: 178-804 (208 amino acids)
Biological process (GO): protein targeting to lysosome
Cellular component (GO): trans-Golgi network
Source: RefSeq, a predicted model, not a curated record